CCAUCCCAACGGAUCCCGGCUUCCUUACAUGGUCACGGCUGGGCCUCCAGCUCCCGGACGUCCUCCCCCCCACCCCGCCCUCCGCCCCCACCGGACACGGCCCCCGCCCUGCGAGCCCAGCGUGGUCCGCCUGUGCCCCACCAUGGAGGACCUGGAUGCCCUGCUCUCGGACCUGGAGACCACCACGUCACACAUACCAAGGUCAGGGGCUCCAAAAGAGCGGCCCCCAGAUUCCCUCACUUCUCCGCAGCCCCAUGGCCACCAGCCACAGAUGGGGACUGGGGAGUCUUCUGGAGCCUCUGGGGACAAGGACCAUCUAUACAGUACCGUGUGCAAGCCUCAGUCCCCGAAGCCUGCCGCCCCUGCGGCUCCUCCGUUCUCCUCCUCCAGCGGCGUCCUGGGCACAGGGCUCUGUGAGCUAGACCGGCUGCUUCAGGAACUCAAUGCUACUCAGUUCAACAUCACAGAUGAAAUAAUGUCCCAGUUCCCAUCUAGCAAGGACACGGCCGGGGAGCAGAAGGAGGACCAGUCUGAGGACAAGAAACGGCCCAGCCUCCCGCCCAGCCCCUCCCCGGUCCUCCCCAAACCUUCGGCCACCUCGGCCACCCUGGAGCUGGACAGACUGAUGGCCUCGCUCUCUGACUUCCGAGUCCAGAACCAUCUCCCAGCCCCCGGGCCCACCCAGACACCGGCGCCAAGCUCCGUGAGCGAGGGCUCCCCGUCCCCGCCAGGGCCGGCGAGCAAGGGCAGCCUGGACACCAUGCUGGGGCUGCUGCAGUCCGACCUCAGCCGCCGCGGCAUCCCCACCCAGGCCAAGGGCCUCUGCGGCUCCUGCAAUAAAGCCAUCGCUGGGCAGGUGGUGACUGCGCUGGGGCGAGCCUGGCACCCGGAGCACUUCGUCUGUACUGGCUGCUCCACCGCCCUGGGCGGCAGCAGCUUCUUCGAAAAGGACGGAGACCCCUUCUGCCCCGAGUGCUACUUCGAGCGCUUCUCCCCGCGAUGCGGCCUCUGCAAUCAACCCAUUCGCCACAAGAUGGUCACCGCCCUGGGCACCCACUGGCACCCGGAGCAUUUCUGCUGCGUCAGUUGCGGGGAGCCCUUCGGAGACGAGGGUUUUCAUGAGCGCGAGGGCCGCCCCUACUGCCGCCGGGACUUCCUGCAGCUGUUCGCGCCGCGCUGCCAGGGCUGCCAGGGCCCCAUCCUGGACAACUACAUCUCGGCGCUCAGCGCGCUCUGGCACCCCGACUGCUUCGUGUGCAGGGAGUGCUUCGCGCCCUUCUCGGCCGGCAGCUUCUUCGAGCACGAGGGCCGCCCGCUGUGCGAGAACCACUUCCACGCGCGGCGCGGCUCGCUGUGCGCCACGUGCGGCCUCCCGGUGACCGGCCGCUGCGUGUCGGCGCUGGGCCGGCGCUUCCACCCGGACCACUUCACCUGCACCUUCUGCCUGCGCGCGCUCACCAAGGGCUCCUUCCAGGAGCGCGCCGGCAAGCCUUACUGCCAGCCCUGCUUCCUCAAGCUCUUCGGCUGACCCCCUACCCCCCAAACCCUCCUCCCCCUCCCCAGACCCUCCUCCACGGUGCUGCCCCCCCCCCCCCCAGGCCGCUCUGGGAGCCGGGGGCUUCCCAACCCCCACCCCCACCCGUGAGCACCGCCCGCUGGAGACGCCCCGGUACCUGACUGCGCUCUCCGCGGGCAGCUCAGGAAAGGCCCGGCCCGGCCCCAUCCACGCGCCCCCGAGGGGCCCGCACACCGACCAGCACCCCUCCUGCGCCUUCACUGAUCCCCACCCGAGGGACCCCCGAUGCAGGAGACCCGGGCCGGAGCCCCGCCCCCCGCCCUCACCGCUCUGUGCACUUUUCUACAUAAACACGCGGUCCAUGUC
Messenger RNA from Pipistrellus kuhlii (Kuhl's pipistrelle), 1882 nucleotides. It is a transcript of the gene TGFB1I1, whose product is annotated as transforming growth factor beta 1 induced transcript 1. The record is from RefSeq and is a predicted model, not a curated record. The transcript has 11 exons. Lineage: Eukaryota; Metazoa; Chordata; Mammalia; Chiroptera; Vespertilionidae. Gene Ontology annotation, cellular component: stress fiber; Z disc; adherens junction. The coding region runs from base 29 to 1528 and encodes 499 amino acids. Gene Ontology annotation, biological process: actin cytoskeleton organization; muscle structure development. Gene Ontology annotation, molecular function: actin binding; muscle alpha-actinin binding.